Morone saxatilis (striped sea-bass) is the source of this 4266-nucleotide messenger RNA. RefSeq names its product DiGeorge syndrome critical region gene 2 (gene dgcr2). Gene Ontology annotation, molecular function: protein binding. Gene Ontology annotation, cellular component: membrane. Bases 320 to 1942 code for a protein of 540 amino acids. NCBI's taxonomy places the organism in Eukaryota, Metazoa, Chordata, Actinopteri, Moronidae. The transcript is spliced from 11 exons. The record is from RefSeq and is a predicted model, not a curated record.
GGAGGCCGCAGCCAUCUUGGCUCCACACCGAGCAGCAGUAGCAGAGGACGGACGACGUUAACGGCCGUUAGCCAACGUUAGCUCCUCGACCAGAUCAACCACAGUCUGGUGUCGCUGUGCGGCGCGACUAUGCUCCACGUACGGUGUUUUUCUUCGGUAGCCGCCACUUUAUAGUGCAUUAAACAAAAAUGGGCAUAAACUGUGUUAAGCGCUAACCGUUAUAAAUCCGGAGAGGGCGGCGGCGGCGUCGGUGCAAAUCUUCGGUGUAUUUUUAAAAAAAACAUUUCUGAAUAGAGGAGUUACUAUGAAUGGAGGAUAAAUGUUGCCAAAGGCUGACAGCAGCAGUUUCGUCCUCUUCUCUCUUCUCUUCGUCCUCACGUUAACGGACCCACCACGGACAGGUCCGCGGCUAGCUCUGGCAAGAUUAUUGUCAGAGCAGCGCUGCAGCCCUGGGCAGUUUGCCUGCCGCAGUGGGAAGAUGCAGUGUAUCCCAAUGUCCUGGCAGUGCGACGGCUGGACAGCAUGCGAGGACAAGAGUGACGAGAUGGACUGUCCCCCUAUAAAGGAGGAGAGGUUUCGCUUCGGCAACGGCUACGACCAGGUAGAAGACGUCAUCGGUGUGGCUCAGCCGGUGCGCUUCAACAAGAAAUGCCCCAGUGGGUGGCACCACUACGAGAAGACAGCCAGCUGUUACAAAGUGUACCUGAGGAACGAGAACUACUGGCAGGCUGUGGACACUUGUCAGAAAGUCAACGGCUCAUUGGCCACUUUUGUUACCAACGAGGAGCUGCAGUUCAUACUGAAGAUCGAGGUGGAUUUUGAUGACAAAGUGUGUGAGCGCAGAGACCAGUGCAAGUUUUGGGUGGGCUACCAGUAUGUGAUCACCAAUCAGAACCACUCCCUGGAGGGCCGCUGGGAGGUAGCAUACAAAGGGUCGAUGCAGGUGUUUCUGCCACCUGAGGGUCUGACCAACUUUGGGGAAGCAUCUUCCACCCAGGACAACGUCUUCUGUGCCCAGCUGCAGCGCUUUCAGAUCAAAAGCAUGAAUGAACGAGGCCUGCACAGCUGGCACGCUGAGAACUGCUACAAGAAGUUCCCCUUCCUCUGCAAGAGGAGGCAAACGUGCGUGGAUAUAAAAGACAACGUCGUAAACGAAGGCUACUACUUCACCCCAAAGGGGGACGACCCGUGUCUGAGCUGCACGUGUCACGACGGCGAGCCUGAGAUGUGUGUGGCCGCGUUGUGUGAGCGUCCGCAGGGCUGCCAGCACUUCCGCAAGGAUCCCAAAGAGUGCUGCAAGUUCACCUGCCUGGACCCAGAUGGAAACAGUCUGUUUGACUCGAUGGCCAGCGGGAUGAGGCUCAUCGUCAGCUGCAUCUCGUCCUUCCUCAUCCUCUCCCUGCUGCUCUUCAUGGUGCACAGACUCCGUCAGCGGAGACGUGAACGCAUCGAAACUUUGAUUGGAGGAAACUUGCACCACUUUAACCUUGGAAGAAGAGUCCCGGGCUUCGACUACGGCCCGGAUGCCUUUGGCACCGGCCUCACUCCUCUGCAUCUGUCUGACGACGGAGAGGGAGGCGCUUUCCAUUUCCAAGAGCCUCCUCCGCCGUACGCAGCCUACAAAUACCCCGACAUCCAGCACCCUGACGACCCCCCUCCUCCAUACGAGGCCUCCAUCAACCCCGACAGCCUCCUCUACGUGGACCUCGGACACCGCGGGGUUCCCAUGGUGCCGAGCCAGAUGAACGUCAUGGGAGACGGGCUCCAAGCCGACAUUCCCAACGCCCCUGGCCCCGUGCCAGACUCGGCACCGUCCUCUCAGGAGAGGGAGGACUCCAUAGAUAGCAGCACCCUCCUGGUGGGGCCCGACACCCCGACAGAUGGCCACGCCCCCGCCUCCGUGCCCGCAGACUGCGUCUCUUCCCUCAGCACCGUAGUAUAGGACUGUGGACGGACGGCGGGGAGCUGCAUCCGGACGUUACCUGCUGGUUGAGGAAGGUCGUGAGUGCACCGGGAGAGGACGCAGCAGUCUGUUGUCUCACAGUGCGGAGUGCAGCGAGGAGAGUUAACGCUUGUACAGACAUUUCAGAGGCAGCCUGGAUCUCCUCUUUCUGAAGACUCCUCUGCAGUUGGCCUUCUGAGUUUUUUUGUUUGUUUGUUUUUUUAAGACACUGGAUUGAGGGUGCGAGAGAGGACUGAGAACCCCCCCCCCCCCCCACCACUGCAUUGAGGCUGAGACGGCUGCACUAGCAUAGUGAGCCAAGCUUUUGAAACAUCUCAGAGUUGGCCUGAUUGGUUUAAAAGUCUGAUGUAGAAUACCCCCCCCCCCUCAGGUCCGUGCUGGUUAAAGUUUGAUAUACUCGCGUGUCACAGUCCAGCACAAGGCGAAGAACGACAGGCGGACGGCGCAGCCAGCUAUUGUUCCUCGUGCAUUUUUGUUCGCAUCAUGCUGUCGUUCAGACACACGUGUCUGUAUUCAUCUGUUGCUCUCCAGCCUAAAAAAAAAAACCGUUCUCAUCAGCCUCGUCUGUCGCAGCAUGUCCCUGAUCCCGAUUUCUACUCGCUCAUGAAAAUUUACUGUCCCCUGACUUUCUUAUUAUUCUGAUACAUGAAGCUGUCUUCCAGGUUUAUAGAGCAUAUUUGCAGAAAACGUUUUGUAAUCAAGAGGUUUAACCUUGCAGAAGGUACGGUUAGUUUCCUGCUAUAGGGUUUUUAAUAGGGUAAUGCUGACAUAAGGCAUUAUGUAUCGAGGAAUGUUGUGGUACUGAUUAAUAUCUGAGUUUUGGUAUUGUGUUCUUUUUUUGAUGAUAAUUUAUGACUGCAGGCUGUACUCUUGAUUGUUUCACUGUGGGAUAGACGCAGUCUGAACUCCCCACUGAUCAGCGAGCGAAAGCGAUGAAGCUCUUCAAGUGCAUGUGUGAACAUUAGGGAUGAUGUCCCGUCAUUUAAUUUGAGGAAAAUCAAUUUAUUUAAAAAUAACUGUUCCAAUCAUGAAGUUGUUUAAUGAUGCAGACGGUCCCAUUGUUGUUACUUCAUCAUCGACUUUUUUCGCAGUAUAGUUGUGUAUUUGCUAACUGAACCAUGAUUAGUGACUCAAAGCUCAAUGUUUUGCACGUUCAUCUCUCGAUUUAAAUCAGGUUUUUCUUUUUGUUGUUGUUGUUGUUUUUUUUGGAAAGGAAUCUGUCAGUUGUCACAUUUGGAUGCUGCCCCUCCAUUCCCGAUGUGUUCUCUGUAUGUGUGAUUCUUCACACGAUACAUCUGUUAUCUGAGUUAUCGAGGUUGUUUUCAGCUACUGAUGAAGAUUACGUCACUGACUGUAGCUGUGAGUGUUGAUGGGUCUGUUUCUGUUUUUUCUCAGUGGGAUCGCGGUAAAAAACAAAAAAAGUUGUAAUAAAAGAAAAGUGUAAACUUGUUUAGACCCCUGUUAUGAUGACAAUCGUUUGAUUCUCUCAAGGAUGAAUUUUUACAACGUCUGAAGGAGUUGGAUCAGAGUCGACCCGCAGCCACCAGCAUUCAAAGCGCUUUUGAUCUGCCUCAAGAAAACCAGCCGUACAUGUGUGUCCGAAUGACCGUGCACGUCCGAGGGUCUCAUGUUUGAAUGUACUGAAUGUGUAAUACAUUUAUUGUCUGUGCUGAAGCUUAUUUUACCGUUUUUCUUAUCUUUUUUUUUUGUUUGAAUUGUCAAAGCCACAAAAAACAGUCGUCUGUCCAACAAAAUUGUGGAAAAAAGAAACGUGUGCGUGUGUGUGUGUGUGUGUGUGUGUAGGAGAUGGUGUUCUAUUUUAUUAUUUUUAUUUUAUUUUUUUAAUUUCAAGUUUGUUUGGUUUUAUUUUUCAAUCUGCUUUUUGGACCUGAAGUGCAUGUUGUUGUUUUGUUUUUUAAAUAUUAUGGCAUGCUGAGAGAUUUUUAUAUUUGAUGGAAACAUUUCAGCUCAACAGUCUGUCCUGUACAGUAGGUUCAACUAGGACUGCGUAUAGUUCAAUAUCUCCAUAUGCAUAAAGAAAAACCUACCCAUGACCCCCAACAGCUGCAUUUACACUGUAGUUUCUGUGCUAGGCUCUGGUGGUGUGACAACUAAUUUUACUGGAUUUGAAAUAUUUUAUGUAUAACACAACAGAUGCUUCAUUUCAUUGUCUUUUAUUUCAUAGCCUUUAAAUUUGAAAAGAAAAUGCUUCAUUUGCAGGGGGGCUGGGGGGGGCUUGUGUUUCUUUUUGAGGUAGAUGUACAUCUAAUCAAAUGCCAAAUAAAUUGCACCAUGAAGGACGA